GGCGCAAAAGGUGCUGUUAUUAUUAUUAUAUAUUCAAUAGUGUAUUAUUAUUACGGACAUUUUUGCGCGCUCAGUUCUAUCAACUCAACGGGAGCAAGACCACGUUGCAGGGGAACGGCAGCCUCGCAGGGAGGCGCGGUGUCCCCGCGGUGUCCCGGAGCUCCCCGGGUGGUGUCCCCGCCGCCGGCGCGCUGUCCCCGCGGUGUCCCGGAGCUCCCCGGGUGGUGUCCCCGCCGCCGGGGCGCUGUCCCCGCGGUGUCCCGGCGCUCCCCACACGCCGUCUCCAGGCGCAUCCCGCAGACCGGGCGGGGCUGCCCCGACGCUAAAAUGGCGCCGGGCGCGCGCCUCACAUGCGGACACGUCCGCGCGGCCGCCUCGGGGCGGGGCCGCGGCCCGGCCCCGCCCCCCCGCUCGCGCCAAAGCGGCCGGUGACGCGCCCGAGCGGGGCCCCGCCCCCGCGCGCCGUGUUUUCAAACCCGGUGGGCGGGCGCGAUUGGCCGGCGUGCGCGGCACGUGACCAACGGUCGCGGGAAAGCCGCGGAGUCUGAACGGCGCGCGGCGGGGCCGUUCCUGGGCAGCGCGAGUGGAACCGGCGGCGCACGCGGGCGGAGCGCGGGCAGCGCAGCGGGAGCGGCCGGAGCGGCACGGGCGCAGCUGCCGCAGCGGCCGCCAUGAGCUUUCUCAGCCUGCAGCCGGCGGCGCCGCCGCGGCGUGUCUCGGCCCGGCGGGCGGCGGCCCCGAUCCGGCAGAAGUUGCUGUUCCUGAGCGGUCACAGCGACUGUGAGGAGGAGGAGGAAGAGGAGGAGGAGGAAGGCUGCGGCAACAGCAGCGCCAACAGCACCGGCGAGGACUCGGCGUUCCAGGAGGCGGACUCCCCGCUCUCGGCCGCGCGCACCCCGGCGCGGAGCGACCCGCCCCUGCUGGAGGAGGAGGAGGAGAUGGAGCCGGCGGCGGCGCCGCUGCCUGACGAGGGAGACUCGUGGGAGGAGGAGGGCUUCGGCUCUUCGCCGGUCAAGUCGCCCGGAGCCUACUUUCUGCUCGAUUCGCCCUCGCCGUUGGCCCCGCACAAGGGCCGGCGCUGCUGCGAGCGCUCCCCGCCGCACGCCGCGGCCGGCGGGUACCGGGGGGCGCGGGGCGAGGAGCCCGGCUCGCCGCUGCCGGACUACCCGGGCACGCCGCCGCACAAGACCCUGCGCAAGCUGCGCCUGUUCGACACGCCGCACACGCCCAAGAGUUUGCUUUCUAAAGCCCAAGGUUUAGGCUCCAGCUCAGUCAAACAUCGAGGGGGCUCGCUAUUCAUGAAUGUUGGGAAAUCGGAGAAGCAAGAAGAUGAUUUUAGACAAGCACCUCAUGUGAACAUUAAUCCCUUCACUCCUGAUUCCAUGUUCCUUCACAACUCCGAAGGCAAGUGUCGGAGGAGGAAGAGGAUACACUGGAAUGACUCUUGUGGAGAGGACAUGGAACCAAGCGAUGGAGAGCCUGAAGAGGAAACCGUAAGACCUGCUAAGAGGAUAACAAUAACAGAAAGUAACAUGAAGUCACGGUAUGCAACCGAAUUCCAUGAAUUGGAGAAGAUUGGAUCUGGUGAAUUUGGCUCUGUGUUUAAGUGUGUGAAGAGGCUGGAUGGCUGCAUCUAUGCAAUAAAACGAUCCAAGAAACCCUUGGCUGGCUCAGUGGAUGAGCAGAAUGCUUUAAGAGAGGUCUAUGCACAUGCAGUUCUGGGGCAGCAUUCUCAUGUAGUGAGGUACUACUCUGCAUGGGCAGAAGAUGAUCACAUGCUUAUACAGAAUGAAUAUUGCAAUGGUGGCAGUUUAGCAGAUGCCAUAAGUGAAAAUUACAGGAAUAUGCGUUACUUUACUGAACCAGAACUGAAGGACCUGCUGCUUCAAGUGGCUCGAGGUUUAAAGUACAUUCAUUCAAUGUCCCUGGUACACAUGGAUAUCAAACCUAGUAACAUUUUCAUAUCUAGAACAUCAGUCCCGAGUAUAACUCUAGAGGAAGGUGAUGAUGAUGACUGGUCAUCUGAUAGAGUCAUAUUUAAGAUAGGUGACCUGGGCCAUGUAACUCGAGUCUCUAGUCCUCAAGUGGAAGAAGGUGACAGCCGUUUCCUUGCAAAUGAAGUCCUACAAGAGAACUACACUCACUUGCCAAAAGCGGAUAUUUUUGCUCUCGCUCUGACUGUUGUCUGUGCUGCUGGGGCUGAACCACUUCCAACUAACGGGGACCAAUGGCAUGAAAUUCGGCAAGGAAAACUGCCCCGACUACCACAAGUGCUUUCUCAAGAAUUACUAGACUUACUAAAAGUUAUGAUUAAUCCUGAUCCUGAGAAAAGGCCUUCAGCAGUGGCACUAGUGAAGCAUUCAGUGCUUCUCUCUGCCGCAAAAAAGAGUGCGGAGCAGCUCCGGAUAGAGCUGAAUGCUGAAAAAUUCAAGAACUCACUCUUGCAGAAGGAGCUGAAGAAGGCGCAGAUGGCGAAGGCUGCGGCCGAGGAGCGAGCGUUGUUCACAGACAGAAUGACCACGAGAUCCACGACACAGAACCGACCAUCGCGGCUCAUCGGGAAGAAAAUGAACCGCUCCCUGAGCCUCACCAUAUACUAACCGUGAAGUCCAGGGGAGCUGCAAAGAUGCCUCAGCUUCUCUGCCGGACGGGCGAUACUGAUCUUGUCCUGCAAUCAGUAUCACCAGUUUUACAGUUACUGCUUCUGGGUUUUUACAUGUACUCUGUGGCUGAUUUAAUAUUAACCAUUGGAGUUACUGAACUCGGUUACUCUCCUGUCUGUAGAGGAUCCUGGAUGUUAUUCCAUAAGCCUUUCGGUUACAUUGUUAGAUGUUAUUUUGGCCCAGGGUUAACCACUAUAGUGGUGUGCUGCUUUGUAGUGUUACAGCAUUGUAAUAAGUAGUAAUAUCCCUAAUCUUUUAAGAAGGAGGGUGGGGGCCUUACUUUGUGUUUUGUUUUGUGGUUUUUUUUUUUUU
This is a messenger RNA of Prinia subflava (tawny-flanked prinia), 2975 nucleotides long. It is a transcript of the gene WEE1, whose product is annotated as WEE1 G2 checkpoint kinase. The coding region runs from base 672 to 2600 and encodes 642 amino acids. The record is from RefSeq and is a predicted model, not a curated record. NCBI's taxonomy places the organism in Eukaryota, Metazoa, Chordata, Aves, Passeriformes, Cisticolidae. Gene Ontology annotation, cellular component: cytoplasm; nucleus. Gene Ontology annotation, molecular function: magnesium ion binding; ATP binding; non-membrane spanning protein tyrosine kinase activity. The transcript has 11 exons. Gene Ontology annotation, biological process: negative regulation of G2/MI transition of meiotic cell cycle; mitotic cell cycle; protein phosphorylation.